This is a messenger RNA of Passer montanus (Eurasian tree sparrow), 5326 nucleotides long. It is a transcript of the gene DDX47, whose product is annotated as DEAD-box helicase 47. Gene Ontology annotation, molecular function: RNA helicase activity; ATP binding; nucleic acid binding. The record is from RefSeq and is a predicted model, not a curated record. Bases 52 to 1410 code for a protein of 452 amino acids. The transcript is spliced from 12 exons. NCBI's taxonomy places the organism in Eukaryota, Metazoa, Chordata, Aves, Passeriformes, Passeridae.
GACUACAGCUCCCAGAGUGCUCCGCCCUGCAGCCGGAGGGGACGGGCCAAGAUGGCGGCAGGCGAGGAGGAAGGGUCUGCGCCGGAGCCGGAGCAGGAACAGGAGGCGGCGGCCGAGGAGCCGCGGAGCUUCAAGGACUUGGGAGUGACAGAUGUCCUGUGUGAAGCUUGUGACCAGCUGGGAUGGAAGGUGCCAACGAAGAUCCAGGUUGAGGCUAUUCCAGUGGCUCUCCAAGGCAGAGAUGUCAUUGGACUGGCAGAAACUGGCUCUGGAAAAACAGGAGCCUUUGCUUUGCCAAUUCUCCAAGCACUGCUGGAAACACCUCAGCGAUUAUUUGCUCUUGUGCUCACACCAACAAGGGAGCUGGCCUUCCAGAUCUCUGAGCAGUUUGAGGCUCUUGGAUCCUCCAUUGGUGUUCAAAGCACGGUUAUUGUGGGUGGAAUUGACACCAUGUCUCAGUCUCUGGCCUUAGCCAAGAAACCACAUGUUAUAAUUGCAACCCCUGGCCGUCUGGUUGAUCAUCUGGAGAACACAAAGGGCUUCAACUUACGGGCUCUGAAGUUCCUGGUGAUGGAUGAGGCUGACCGGAUUCUUAACAUGGAUUUCGAGACAGAGGUGGAUAAGAUAUUAAAAGUGAUUCCUCGAGACAGGAAGACAUUCCUGUUUUCUGCCACCAUGACCAAGAAGGUUCAAAAACUCCAGCGUGCUGCUCUGAAGAAUCCUGUGAAAUGUGCUGUUUCUUCCAAAUAUCAGACAGUUGAAAAGCUACAGCAGUACUACAUUUUCAUCCCCUCCAAAUUCAAGGACAGCUACCUGGUUUAUAUCUUGAAUGAACUGGCUGGUAACUCUUUCAUGAUAUUCUGCAGUACAUGUAACAAUACUCAGAGGACUGCUCUGCUGCUCCGCAACCUGGGGUUCACUGCCAUUCCCCUCCACGGGCAGAUGAGCCAGAAUAAACGUUUGGGCUCUCUAAACAAGUUCAAAGCAAAGGCACGUUCUAUUCUGCUGGCUACUGAUGUUGCAAGCAGAGGUCUGGACAUCCCACACGUGGAUGUGGUGAUAAACUUUGAUAUUCCUACCCACUCUAAGGAUUACAUUCAUCGUGUUGGGAGAACAGCUCGAGCUGGGAGAUCUGGCAAAUCUAUCACCUUUGUCACACAGUAUGAUGUAGAGCUGUUCCAGCGCAUCGAACACCUGAUUGGCAAGAAGCUGCCAGCAUUCCCCAUGCAAGAGGAAGAAGUCAUGAUGCUGACAGAGCGUGUGGCUGAGGCCCAGAGGAUUGCUCGAAUGGAGCUGCGGGAGCAGGGGGAGAAGAAGCGAUCGCGGAACGAUGAUGAUGACACAGAAGAGGCUAUUGGUGUCAGGAAUAAGGUGGCAGGAGGGAAAAAGAAGAAAAGGAAAGCCUUCUAGUUUGGUAUUUGAACAGACGUUUUUAUUUUUCUCUUUAUAUCUGUCUGAGCUAUCAAAAACAGUCUACCAAGCCAUCUCCAGUGGAUUUUUUUCCAGAACUACAUAUGAAAUUUGGCAGUCCCUGAGGAAAAAAAACCUGCUUUUCUUUGCCAGCUACAGAUGGAGCUUGGCCCAUGUUGGUACCAUGGUAGCAGUUUUCCUUUCAGGGACACCGUCAGAGACCAUCACCUCUGGCCUGGAAGCAGCUGUGGUCUGGCCCUGCUCAUUUUACUAUGAAGUGCAGCAUGAGUGCAGCUUUUGCACUGCUGCAGCCUGUCCCACUAUCCAAUCUCACUGAGUGCAUCUGGAGUCAGAUCUGUCAGAAGAAAGAGGAAAAAGUUUAAAAGAAGUGACUGUUUUCACAGCACAGCUGUGAUGCCCUUGCCUUGGUGAAGGGAUGUGUUACACUGAGAACUCAAAAUAUAUUUUGCUUAAUUUUAAAGCUACCUGGUUUUCCUUGUCUUGUCACUGACCUGUUCUGGUCACUUUGUGUAUCAGCUCUGCCAGAAGGUUUUCUUCUUGGGUCAAUCCUAGCAAUUCAGAUGUGACAUCAGUGCCUUAGAUUUUUCAGCUGAAGAGUGGUCCAGCACAGAGAGAACAAACUUCAGCAGGAUGAAACAUUCACUGCCUGGAAUUAGAUCCAAUACCUGCUGAUGAUUGACACCAUCAAGGAUAGGUCAGGGUUUGGCGUGGGGUUUUUGUGGCCGAUUCCCGUAGUACUUACAAGUGAACACAAGAGGGGGGUAUUUACGUUGGAAAGCAACUCGCCUGUUUUUCUGCACUUCCCAGCUUGUAUCCUGGAAAGCUCUUUGUUUCCCUAGGCAGGGAAUUUUGUUACUCUUAGGCUGAGUUCCAUGACAGAUAAAUACACUUUUGCAAGAAUGAGAUAAAUGUACUUGAUAUAAAACCAGAAGGUUACUGCUAGUUCUCAUUGACAAUAAAAAUUUUCAUACAGGAUGUUCCUGUUGGCAGGCAGAGAACAGGGAGAAGCUCCUGCAUAUGUAAAUUUACUGAGAACAUGAAAAUUUAAUAUCCAGUAGAACUAUUCAUAAACUGGAUUUUGUGCUACAUGAAAAAUAAUGUUUAAAAUAGUCCUUUUUAGAUCUAAAUAGAAAGUAGAAACUAUUGCAGUGGUCAAGUUGAGCACAGUGGUUAUUUCACACUGUUGGCAUAAAUCUUGUAUGCCAGUCAGAAUGCUUUUACACUUUUGUUAGGGACAGCACAUUUUGCAAAGAAAUGCCAGAAAACCUAGGUCUGUUUUUUCAUGAGGAUCUGAGGUAGUCUUUGGAGCAAAAAGAAUGCCAGUGUUCUCACUCUUUGUUUAUGUUGUAGCAGUUUACUUAAAUCUCCCAAAUAUCUUCAAGCUCUAAAAUGGUCUUGAUUCAGUGGCAGAUCAUAAGUGUACAAAUCUUGGGUAUGGUCACUGCUAAGAGCCUUUGUGUAAAGGAGAAAAAGUGUUUAUCUUCCCUGGGUCCUAGCACAGAGGGCCAGGGGUGAAAGCCCAUAAAUGAGAACAUUUUACAGGGCUCUUUGGUAGCAAACCACACAGAUAAGAGGAAACAGCCCUAGAAUGCACCAGAGACGGAACAAAAUGAGUGAUAAUAUGGGUGGAGAUGCAAGUGCUUGUUCCCCAUGGAGCAUGGGAACACUCCCAACUGUCCUGCUGGGAGCUUGAACAAAAUUCCUUAUUCUUUGCAGGCAGGAUAGAGUUGGUUCCAGUAUAAGCAAAGGAGGCUUAAAUCUGAGGGUCCUGCAUCCCUGGAAAACCAGUGUUAUUCCUAGCUAUGUAAUCGUUGAGAUGCAGAGUCAGUCUUGAACCAGUCUUGUAAAGUGAUGUGAAGGGCACUUUGACUGCUGGAGGAGGUAGGGCAGAGUAAUUUCUUUCAGAAUUCCUUUCAGGUUGUUGGAGUCUGUAGCAUCUCACUGUGUUCUUCCUAUUCAGAAGCCUGCAACAGCAGAGGGGAUGUCUUGUCCCUUGGUGGAGUCAAAGAUUAUCCCUCUUUUGCUGUAGCAAGAAUAUUGGUAGAGAGAAAUAGAGCUGCUGCUUGUGAAAGAGUACAGAGCCUCAUUGAGAGGAGUGACUAGACAGCUGGCCACCUCCCUUGAUUUGGAAUGACAAGCUGUAGAAGCACUUGACAUUAGAAAAGCAAAGGUCUCACCACACCCACAUUCUCACUGGUGCCUCACCUGCCACAGGUAUGUGCAUUCAGUUUCAACUAAAAAUAUCUCAACAGGUUGGAGGGGCAGGAAAUGGUUUCUUUAUUGUGGCUACUCCAGGGGGGCUGGGUCAGAGGGUGUUUUUAUAACUGAAGUGUAAUAGGGAGUGUCCGGAGAUGUAUUUGGGCAAAACAGAAUUUGCAGCCAGCCUAAAACAAAAUCUCUAGCUGAUCUGAUGAAACAUGAGGGGAAAAGAAUGAAGUGAGACCUGUCUCUCUCUGAAUAAAUGUUCAGAAAAAACCAGCACUGGUAUGUGUGUGGCUGCAUACUUUCGUACAACAACUGCUGCCAGUGUGUUUGUUCAGUCAGGAGGGCUUCUGAGGGGCAGUUCUGAAGCACACCCCUGCACCCUCUGGAGUUUCACGCAGCAGGGAGCUGAGUGGAGGAUUAACCUUAGCAUGACGUAAGGUAGGUUUGGGCUAACACAAUUUGUCAUCUUUUUGUGGUUGAAACUCAGAUGAAGUUUCAGUGAAAGCUGUGUUCUCAAAAAAUGUUCAGUGGGGAUGUUUGCAGUUUGAAACAGUUGUGCACUUCCAAAGUCCAUCAUGAGAAGGUGAUUAUUUAUAUAUUUGUAAUACAUAUUUUAAAUUAUGCCUUAUGGUUUUGAUUUUUAGUACUGUGUAGGUGGGUACUUGGGGCAGUAAAAAAUAGGGAUAGAGUAUCUUUCAUUUGAAUGUUCUAGAGCUAACAGAAGUGGGUCAACCCUUGUGAGGGGAGAAGUAAAAUUAAAUAUGGAUGUUAGUGUGGAUAACUAACUUCAAGAUAAGUGACAAUAGCUGCAAAAUAGUAGCAGUCCCUGCAACCACCCAGUGGUCCAGUACAGAAGCUGCAUUGAACCGACCCAUCUGAAAAGGGUUUGGCUGUGUCAGUUGUCAGUGCCAUGCACCUCCUGCCCAGGGGCUGCAAGAGAAGGCAUGGGCCAGAAAGCACAGCUGGGAACCAAAGUGGGCAAUCCAGGGCCUUCUGUGGCAGCAGGAGUAGCCUAAUCUUCUAAAAGUAAUGAGGCACACAUGAACUGAUUCAAGGACCUGACUGCCCACCUGUCCCCUGCCCCCAGAAAGGUAGAGAUAACUAAAGAGGGAGAGCUGAAUUCCAUGACUUUCUAGCAACACCACUAACUUGUGCUGAGAAGAGUCUCAGUUUAGGAGGAAUUCUGAGAAGUAAUUGGCAAUCUGGAAGGCCUUAGUUUACAAAUCAGGACUGAAGUGAGUAAAAAUUCACAGUGUAACCAAGCACAGAAGAAGGAGAAUAACAAAGCUCUUGAACAUACCUAAGAAAGAAUGGAAUUCAUUGCAUGACCUGUGAAAGGCACAGGCAUGUACCAACCACUCUGGUGAUGUAUAAAUGUGAAGUUGUGGUUUGCCUGCAAUGACACGUAAGGAGCUUCUGUAAACAUUCAAGUGAGCAAUGAAUUAUUGUAAAUGUUGCAGAGUAAAUACUGUAAAAAUCCAGCUUUGGUGCCAGAUGUAGUUUAUGUAGUCAUUCUGAAUUUUUACUCCUCUUCUUUAUGUACUUAGUAGAAUUUUCUCUUUUUUUUUUUGGAGGGGGGGGCAGGGGGAACCCCCAACAAUUGCAAACACAGAGAACUGGGUUUCUGACAGAAUAACAAGAUUUGAGUUGACUCCUGAACUUUCAAAAAAAAUAAAAUGGUUGAAAGAUA